AUGAAGGGUCUGAGUGGCAUGCUUGCAGACGCCUAUGUGAUAUGGCUAUCGCCCCUCACCAACUGCUGCGCUCCGCUGUCCACCCGUCCGAACGAGAAGUCGCGUCAAAACAACAUUGACAUUUCUGGGAAACUGUCACCCACUGUAACCUGCACACAGCCCGUGCCCAUGCCGCCGCUUUUUGCUGGGACAAUGCAGAAGCCAGUCGAAGCUCGUCAUCAUCUGCAGGGGAAGCCGAAGGGAGUGAAGAGAAGUUUCGCAUUGCUCCGGGAGCGGUUCUCUGUGAGCAAGCGAUCUCGCUCAGACUCGUCUCCGCGACGGCUACAAAUAUCGGCCCCCAGCAACUUUCGCCAUCUUCACUCCGAGUCCUUCCAGUUUCCCCAAUACACGAAUCUUCAGCACGUUGGGCGGACUCCACCGCCACGCCCUUCGCCGCGACCUCGUCCUUCUUCGUUCAGGCCGCUCGAACUAAGCAUAUAUGUGUCCAAAAGGGAGCUGUCGCCGAUCCUGCCACACUUCGACAUGAUUACGCCGCCGCCGCCGGUUCGGCUGGAGCCGAACCCGGAUGACGAUGUCUUCGGGCCUUCACACGAGCCUAACUACUCGCCCAUGUCGUUUCAUCUCCCGCGAAAGAUGUCGGCGUCGCCGUCAGCCACCACUGCGAGCGACACACCGCCGAAAAUCCCACCAAAGUCGAGGGCUCGGUCACAGACAUGCAGCAGCACGGAGAGGAUGAAGGAGCGUAUUGCUAGCGCCAUGCUGGAGGUCGACAAGCUCCAGCGUGAGAUCGACUUAAUCAUGGAGCGCCAGAGCACGUACGCUGGCAGCCGGCCCUCGACAGGCCAUUCGAUGGCAUUGACGGUGCACGAAGAAGAACCAGUACCCACGGUCCCCGCCCUGCCACCCUCUGCGCCAUCGUUCGCGGAGCGCCUGAACCCCGGGGCCGAGCGUCCGCACACGGCACCAACGCGACCCCCGGUACACAUUCCCCACCGCAGCAUGGCUUUCGCCGACGCCUCGGCGGCCUUCAUCACACCACCGCCGAGCCGCGGCAGGGAGACCCGACCGCCGCCGCCGCCCCUGCCACUGGUUCUCCGCCCGCCACUUCGAAAGAAGAAAUCUUUUUCGCGCGUCUCCAGCUGGUUGUUCCCCAGUGGUGCAGCAGGGCAGCACCAUCAGCGGAGCAUCAGCCACGACUCCGUCACCAAUUUCCCCCGCCCCGUCAAGGGCCGCGAGGGCUUCUACCAGUGUGUGCAAGCGCCGCAGGACAGGCGCACAAGUUUCGGCUCGGUGUCGACUGUGUCGACGUGGGAGUCGGAAGACGGUGGUCAGACGGUCCCGACAACGUGGUCGCCAGGCAGCACCCUCGCCACAAGGGCGGAGGAAGCGCCGCUGGAGCGUGUCACCACGUUCGGGAAGGAAAGGGACAUGAGUGGUCUUGGGAAGAUGAACUUUGCCGUGUCGUUUUGA
Colletotrichum destructivum is the source of this 1470-nucleotide messenger RNA. RefSeq lists its product as uncharacterized. The transcript is spliced from 3 exons. Lineage: Eukaryota; Fungi; Ascomycota; Sordariomycetes; Glomerellales; Glomerellaceae. The coding region runs from base 1 to 1470 and encodes 489 amino acids. The record is from RefSeq and is a predicted model, not a curated record.